Molecule: messenger RNA, 3973 nt
Organism: Sitodiplosis mosellana (orange wheat blossom midge)
Lineage: Eukaryota; Metazoa; Arthropoda; Insecta; Diptera; Cecidomyiidae
Product: serine/threonine-protein kinase TBK1-like
Exons: 3
Coding region: 3073-3918 (281 amino acids)
Biological process (GO): peptidyl-serine phosphorylation
Cellular component (GO): cytoplasm
Molecular function (GO): protein serine/threonine kinase activity; ATP binding
Source: RefSeq, a predicted model, not a curated record
AGUUUGUGUUUGGAUCGAUAUGCGAAUGGUUCGAACAAAGUCGAGUAAUUUAAAAGAAAGAUCAUAUUGUAAUACCAAUAAAAUAGCAAAGAAUACUGCGAAAAUCGUUAUGACAUCUUUCAAAAGAAUUCCCGUUUCUCAAUAAAUUCUUCGCUGAAAAUUAUUCCAUCACAUUUAAAUAAAAAUGUUUCAUGAAUUGAUGAGCAAUAAAAGUCAAUGAUUUAUUCGGAAUUCGACUUGGAAAAUAAUGAUUUUGAUAGUGACGAAAAAAGUCAAAAUCUAUUCGAGGUUUUAUCAAAAUGAUGCACAAGUAAUAACAAGUGCACAUUUGUGAUUUUGUUAUGCAAUUCAUUCAUGUAUGUCAUUGUGUCCGAUACGGUCCGAUUUGGGCAUGUAUGAGCGUGCUACGCUAGCUUCACUUACACCACUUACGCUAUAUAAAAGCACACUCCACUAUUCAAGUUUUAAUACGCAAGUGUUAGUCGACAACGCACGAUGGCAAGCAUUCAAAGUGCAAAUAAUUCAAAGUCUAUCAGUUUGAUAGAAGUGAGCGAAAAUGAGGCAGAAAAUGGAAAUAAAGAUCAAAUAAUUAGCUUGAUAGAAAUAAAUGAAAGUGAAGAAGAAGAAGAAGGUGAAAACAAUGAAAUAAAAUCGGUGUGUGAUGUGUUUAAAUUGAGAAAUAUGAAAAGAGCCAAACGAAAUUGGAGAAAGUGUUUGGGAUGUGACGAAAACAAAAACCUACAUCGUCCUUCUUUGGAAAUGAGACGAUACUUUUGUAAUUCAGAAAGGGUAUACAUACAAAAAAACGAUCGUGUUUGCGACUUUCAUCUCAACAGUCAUAAUUGGAGUGAAAUUCAUUUUAAAAAAUCUUCAAUGUUCAGCAGCAAACUUGUAGAUGAAAUGCUUGCCCUUUUGAUGAAACCUCCAUUAAAUGAAUGCCUACAAAUUGAUAUUGGCUUGAGUGAUGUCGAAUUUAAGCGAAUUCUGCGUGAGUUAAAUAUUCCGGACAGUCCAAACAAAAAACAGAAAAAAAUGGUAAGGGCGGUGAAAGUUUAUUUGGAACGGCUUCGCAAUGGUGAUACGUAUAAGCAAAUAGCUCAACGAUACAGCAUGGAUCGUAGAACAAUUGGCAAGAUAAUCAAAUGUGGCAGAAGUAUUUUGCUAAAUGAUUUUGUUCCAAACCAUCUUGGGUAUGAAAUUCGAUCUCGCCAAUGGCUUAUAAAACAUACAUCUAAUCUCGCACGCAUGCUUUAUUGCAAUAAUGACACGACAAAGUGUGUAAUUAUUCUCGAUGGAACCUAUAUUUAUGUUACAAACAGCAGCAAUUAUUCACAUCAACGCAAAAUUUAUUCGGGACAGAAACGGCGACAUCUAUUUAAAAUUAUGAAAAUAGUUACUGUGGAUGGUGCAAUCAUCGAUUUAUUUGGUCCUUUUCCAGCCACAAUUAAUGAUGCUGAAAUUAUCAAGAAGGUUUUUGAGCAAACAUCUAUUGAACAACUUUUCAGUGUUGGUGACGUCGUUCUAGUGGACAGAGGGUUCCGUGACUCUGUGAAAUUUCUUGAAAAUAAAAAAUUUGUCGUGAAAAUCCCUGAAUUUAUCGCGAAAGGCAAUAAUGGUAAGCUAACCACAAAGCAAGCCAAUAGCUCACGCCUUGUCACAAAAAUGAGAUUUGCAAUUGAAGCCGCCAAUGGGCGUAUGAAGAGUAAGUGGAAGCUCUUUAACAAAUUAAUUCCGUCUAUUCUCUCCAAAGACUUGAUGAAUGAUUAUAAAAUCGGUGCGUCAAUAAUAAAUGCAUACGGAAAACCAAUUGAGGCUGAUAAGCACGAUUAUCCAUAUAUUGGUUCUCGUUUGAUAAGCCUUGUAUCAACGAAAAAUGAAUUGGAACCAAUUAUCAAGUCAAAAGCAUUUAAGCAAAUAGCCAAUCGCCAUUUACAAUUAACGGAUCCAAGCCAGCUAAUUUUCCCGAAAUUCAGCCAAGAGGAACUGAAAAAAAUUUCACUUGGAACCUAUGCCAUUCGACAAGCAAUUUCAUAUGCAGCAGACCAUAGAAAAUUGCACGGUGAAUUUGCAAUAUACACAUUGCCAACAGAUCACGUGUCUGUCCACUUCGCAAAAAUAUGUGCCAAAGAACAUUUUACAAAUCCGAUGUUAAUUUGUGCCAAGAUAAAAUCUAGAUUUCGAAGUAAAAAUACACAUAAUGUGUAUAUUUUGUAUGACUCGAAUUCUAGAGAAAAUUUGCUUCAUUUAUGCGAAUGCCAGCACGGCAAUCGGACAGCUGGCUGUUGUGGCCACGUUAUGGCUGUAGUAUGGCAUUUCGGCUACGGUCGACAUGAAACACCAAAAGAUCCAGCUUCACAUUUAAACGACUUUUUCAAUGCUUUCACCUAAGUCACAUUUUUCCAAGCCUUUUUGUUCGUUUUUUUCACGUAAGAUUGGUAUAAAUAAACAAAACUUGUCCAUUUAUUUUUUAAAGGAAAAUGAACUGAUUCUCUAUUUAUUUAUUCGAUUCAUGUAUUUCAUACAUUUGAAAUACUGACAGUAUAUUGUUACUGAAACCGAAAUAUUCAAUUUCGUAUGAUGCGCAAUAAUGAAUCGGUUUCGUUUAUUUAGAUUAACGGUGGUUGUUUUUUUUAUUUGCUAUUGCUGCUGCUGUCAUUGUAUUGGGUAAACAUAUCGUUCUAUCUCUAUGUCUUACAUUCUCUUUUUGUGUGACUUUCAAUAUAAGUGUUUCGCUAUAAAUGAAACGGGAAAGCGGAUUGCUUCUGCGUUGUUAUUUUGUGUCAAUACAUGCAGUUCGAUUUUGCAUGCUGAUGGUGCUCGAUCGCAUGUCACAGAGAGAAAUAAUUUUAAUCAUGCCGCAAACAGAAAAUUUCAAGUGGAAUACCACAGCUUCAGAUUUGUUGGGACGAGGUGCCUUUGGCCGUGUGUACAAAGGAAUUGGGAGCAAUGGCCAAACUGUGGCAAUCAAAUCAUUCUCAUUCACAUUGAAAUCGUACAUAGCUAGAGAAGCUGCCACAAUGGCUGCGUUAAACCACCAAAAUAUCGUCAAAUUUUUGGGUUUAGAAAAAUGGAAUGGAUGAACAAGUUCUAAUUAUGGAAUGCUGCAAAGGUAACAUGCAAGAUUUGAUUGACACAAAUCCAAAUGGUUUGACUUCAGACGAAUUCAUAAAAUUCUGCCAAAAUCUCGUCGAUGCAAUUCAGCACAUGCACAACAAAAAUGUUAUACAUCGCGAUGUUAAACCGACUAACAUUCUGCUAAUGCAUCACAAUGGACAAACUAUUUACAAACUGGCCGACUUUGGUGCCGCGCGUUUCCUCGGAGACAAUGAAACUUAUGGUUCUUUGUAUGGGACAUUCGAAUACGUGCAUCCUGACAUUUUCGCGAAAUUUUAUGCGAAGGCUCUGGAUAUAUCUUAUCCAAAACAAACUUUCAAUGAUUAUCAUGAGCUAUGGUCGGUGGGUGUAACGAUUUUUGAAGUAGCUUCAGGACGAUUGCCAUUUAAUCCUAAAAAGGGUCGCGCAGAUCACAAACAAAUGUAUCGCAUGAUGAAACAAAAACAAACUGAUUGCAUUUCGGCUGAGGAAACCGAAUGUGGAAUUAAUUGGUCGCGAGAAUUACCGGAAAAUUGUCACCUGGAUGAAUCCGUAAAACAGGUCAUCACGCCACUUCUGGCUGGACUGUUACAGCCUACCAAUGAAUGGUCAUUUCAACAUUUUUUUGAAGAAGCGAAGCGUAUUUUAUAUCAUGAAUCUACACUGCCUAUCGAAAAUGAGCAAAAUCAUGCACAACAACCAAAUUGGUCGCACAAGUUUCGAAUGCAUCCCCGAGCAAGACGUCAUCGACCAAAUCGAGCAAGACACAUGGGAGAAAUUCAAUGGUGGCGGCCUAAGCAAUAUCGGAAACGGCUAUUACGUUAGAAUGCUUCACAAAAAUCGCACAAAAAUACAACACAGUUAAAUCAUAAGCUAGUUC